GUGGCUGCGUCCAGACGACCUCGUGGAGGAUGUCAAAGUGGUUGGCCUGUCUGCUUUCAAGACUAGGCGUCAUGACCGUCGGGGAGGAUGGCUGGAAAGCUUUCCAUUAAUUUGGGUUGCUUCAGUAAAUUUUGGUUCAAUUUCUGUCUUUGAACUUGAACCCUAUAAAGAGUGAUGGGGAGCUCGUGCCUCUCCCGUCUCGAUCUCUCCACUUGUUCGUUUAUCGAAGGAAGAGUGGCAGAGAGAAGGAACGAGGGAGAGGGAGAGGGAGAGGGAGAGGCAGAGUGAGCGGUUGCGCGAGAAAGCGAGCGAGCGAGAGAGAGAGAGAGAGAGAGAGAGAGAGAGAAGAGUUCGCUCCUCAGAGUGGCAGGGUGAGAUUCCCAUCUAGUUGAGAUUUUCUGCUUCGAGUUUUCUGGAGGAAGCGGCGAUACCCACUUGACGGAAGUAGAUGACAGACUCCCAUUUGUCCAAAAUUAUCAUUCCCCAAGAAACCAAAUUAUUCGCUUUUGCCUAAAGCUCCGUACUAUUCAUCCCAUUUUCCCGAAAAUCUCUUUGGCGUUAGGAGUCGGGUAUUGAUGCAUGAGGUUCAGUGGUAGCGCUUGUUGUAUUUGAAUGUAGGGUAUAGCUCAAACUGUUGAGUUCCGGACUGAGAUACAGACUUUUACGAGGCAUACAUGGAUUCCCUUGUUGUUGGAGCUCUCAAUAAACAAAAAUGUUGUGCUUUUGAUUUUUCCUGCCUUCAUAAGGGUGAUUAUGCUUCUUGCUGGCCAAGGAGAGUUAAAUUGGAUGCAUGGAAGACACUUCAGUGUCCGAGGAGAGUUAGGUUGUCAAACAUCCAAGCCUUUGCUAUUCUAAACGGCCGGCAUUUUGUGAGGUCACAUAAAUGUGAAUGGGGCCAUCUCAUCUCUAGAGUUGAGAAGAAAAUUGCAUCAGGGCAGCGUUACCACACCUCUCCUAGUGCCUCUUGGGACCAAACAUAUGGAUCUGAGCCUGAGGCUAUAAGUGCUUGGACUUCCUUUCAGAAGUCCUUGAAUGCAUUCUAUCGAUUUUCAAGGCCUCAUACUGUUAUUGGCACUGCAAUAAGCAUAGUAUCAGUAUCCCUUGUUGCUGUUGAAAGAUUAUCGGAUUUCUCUCCGCUGUUUGUUACUGGAUUGUUGCAAGCUGUGGUCCCUGCACUUUUCAUGAACAUUUAUAUUGUUGGAUUGAAUCAGCUGUUUGACAUAGAGAUUGAUAAGGUUAAUAAACCAAAUCUUCCACUUGCAUCAGGAGAGUACUCGGUCCAGACUGGCACAGGAAUUGUUGUAGCUUCUGCCUGUCUGAGCUUUCUCAUGGGGUGGAUAAUUGGUUCCUGGCCCUUAUUCUGGGCACUUUUCGUCAGCUUUAUUCUUGGCACUGCAUACUCCAUCAACUUGCCGUUUUUGAGAUGGAAGCAGCAUGCUGUCAUUGCUGCAUCCUGCAUCCUAGCAGUGCGAGCUGUCAUCGUCCAACUUGCAUUUUUUAUGCAUAUGCAGACUUUUGUGUACAAAAGGCCAGCUAUCGUUACGAGGCCGUUAAUGUUUGCAACAGCUUUUAUGAGCUUCUUCUCAGUUGUCAUUGCAUUGUUCAAGGAUAUUCCUGACAUUGAGGGAGAUCAAAUUUUUGGAAUCCGGUCCUUUAGCGUACGACUUGGUCAAAAGCGGGUGUUUUGGCUUUGUAUAUAUCUUCUGCAGAUGGCAUAUGCUGCUGCUAUUGUUGCAGGGGCUGCAUCUUCUUGCCUAUGGAGCAAACUUGUGAUGGUGUUAGGCCACGGUACCCUAGCAUCCAUCCUCUGGCUUCGUGCCCAAUCUCUGGACUUGAAGAGUAAAGUUGCUAUCACAUCCUUCUACAUGUUUAUUUGGAAGCUGUUUUAUGCUGAAUACUUGCUGAUCCCACUUGUGAGAUGAAGGCCAAGUUAUGACAAGAAGAGAUUGGAGUAGUUUGGUGUCUCAUAGUUUUGAGUAUGUUUUGAUGGAAGUGAUCUUCUUGAACUCUUCCGAUGCCUUGACUUCGAUCGACCACCUGAACUCAUCUUCUUGAAGUCAUUUUUGCUGUGAUCUUACUGUGUAACCAUAUAUAAAGUCUUCCUUCGUCCGUUUCAAGUGCCCUGUAAUUAAUGUGGCAACACCGAGUGAGAUGUCUGCUCGAUAAGGUUACUGUCGUUUUCCUUUUCCCUGUUAUGCCAAGGAACACAAGUUUCCUGUUGGAAAAGGUGGGCCUUAUGUGAA
This is a messenger RNA of Nymphaea colorata (pocket water lily), 2243 nucleotides long. RefSeq names its product probable homogentisate phytyltransferase 1, chloroplastic. Gene Ontology annotation, molecular function: prenyltransferase activity. The transcript has 13 exons. Bases 675 to 1922 code for a protein of 415 amino acids. Gene Ontology annotation, cellular component: membrane. Lineage: Eukaryota; Viridiplantae; Streptophyta; Magnoliopsida; Nymphaeales; Nymphaeaceae. The record is from RefSeq and is a predicted model, not a curated record.